This is a messenger RNA of Seminavis robusta, 3839 nucleotides long. NCBI's taxonomy places the organism in Eukaryota, Bacillariophyta, Bacillariophyceae, Naviculales, Naviculaceae. The record is from the annotation of a GenBank genome assembly.
UUAAUUAGAGACUGCUUGUCCCGGUACGGUACUGUGUACGGUAGCUAGAGUAGGCUAGCUGGCUAGACAGCUUAUUCAUUCUCGACCCAAAGAAUCUUCAAGCUUUCUGGUCCAGCCUUUCUCUCGAACAGACUCGAGCGGAGCAUUUUUUGAGCCUAGGUUCUAUGCUUGAUUGCAGAUUCCCACCAAUAAGGCAGGAAGAGAGGGCCCUAAUGCGUCCGGGCCCAGAACAUCUAGGACCCUCUUGUGAGUGAAAGUAGGAGCCGUUUAGCAAAUUGGUUCGUGAGCCGCGUGCAUCACUUUCAGUGCAAUGCCCAAUUGCAAUGAUGGUGACAUAAGAUAGCCAAAUAAAUAUCUACAUGUAUUGUCUUUACGUCGUGAAGAAGGAGGCAAUACUCCGUGCGACUUUUCGAACCACUUCGAAAGCUUCUGCACAAGCAUUUGUCUGGGUGCAUACUACCUGGGCGUAGCAGGUGUCAGUAUUCACACCCACACCAACGGCAGCAAAUCCAACAGAAAUGGCUUCUCGAGCCUGUUGAACGGUACAGGACGUCGUAGGGGCUCUCGCGGCAAAGAACUCGUCCACAACAUUGCAUGUUUGUUUAGCAGCGUCUCUGAAGCCACUGUUCAUGGAGAGCAUCUCCAAGUUUGCAUAUAGGAAAGUGUUCGCGAGUAGAACAACACACUCUUUCAAGGAGGACCCACAAGUAUUCUCACAGGCUCUCACAGCGUUGACGUAUGCCCUGUUCAGGAAACCGCUGGUAUAGUGAACGUUCAUCGAAUUCCUGUACUCGCAAAAAGUGCUGAUAGACUUUCCGUCAGCUGAUGGAUUUUCCAUACUACGAAGAAAUUCUCUCCCAAGUCCUGGUCCGGCUAGUGACUCUCCUAACAAAGAAUACAUCAACAAGCAAUGAAAUGAGCGGAAUGGCAUAUCAUCUCCUCGGGUGAAAACGGCUACACGUACCCACGAGGAAGUCCGGUGUGUCUUUACUGUCGUUAAUUGUGAACUCCAAUGCACACCCCAUGAGAUCGGAGUAGGCUUCAUUCAAUCCUCCCGAUUGCAACAGAUAGAGAAGAUUGCUUGACUCGGAGGCAUCGACGGAACAACCCGGAUAUGCAUUCUUACCUCGUGCACGACGACAUCUGGGAUUUGAGGGCGCAGCGUGAGUGGCAGAAUAUCAUGUACAUUGGGACCGUCAAACGCGUUUUCUCUGGCACUGACCUGUUGAGACCAAAGGAUAGAAUAUAUCGCAGUCGCAAUCACCAAAAGUUACCGUCCGAUCUAUACAGACCAAGGGGACGAGAUGCCAUUAUUUGCAAGGAUUGAAAACGUUGUACCUUUCGUCAAUCGAAUGAUUCAAUCGGUCUUGACUUACCUCCGGGUACGUAAAAAGCAUUGCAGUAGUCUGCAGUCAUUUGAGAUACCGGUACGUUUCACAGCGUUAGCAGGAAAAGAGGAAAAGUCGACCAUGGCGCCCCGCAAACAAACAACGUGAUUGAGCACUUUACCUUCUUCGUAGUGAACGCGACCGACCACAGGAAUAGGAUUUUCGGCCUCCUUGGUAAGCCCGCCCAUCAGCCCCAGGUGUUCUUGGAGAUACUGGAAGUAGUUGACCGCACCCCACUGAACAUCAGACAACGCAUCGGCACAGUUCGGCACUUCGGACACCGAGCAGGAUUUCCCUGAAUUGCAGUUCAGAGUUCCGUGCCAAUGAUACUGGAAGAUGGGCCCCGGAGCAACCCUUUGAUUCUUAUCAAAAGUAAGUCAUGAAGAAGAAUGGCAAUGUCAGCGUUGAUACAUGUACAAGGUUGUUGCUCUAGACAUCAGCAAAGGCUUACCCCAGAUCCAUCGGUACCAGUAAUGCAGAGAGUCUUGCGUCCAUCAUUGUUCAAGUAAAGAGUCUCCACAUCGCAUUCCACAGUUUGAUCAGGAUUCCAUGCAAUACCAGGCUCUAUGGUAGCACAACUAUCACAUUUAGAAGCAUCCAACUGCGAACCAGCACCCUGUAAAUAUCUGUGUCGAAUUUCGGCUUUCCUUUGUAAUUUCUCUUGCUUUUCCACCGCCCCCGCUAUGUCGCAUUUAAGGAUGAUCUCGUCGGUUUCAUCAUCCACAACUACUUGAUACAGCUGUGGUUCUCCCGGGAUGGAUUCGUCCCAAACGGUACCAAUCCAUGCUCGGUAAUCCUGGUUUUCCGUGGGGAAAAUCUCAAGGGCCAACGUCGUAACCCGAUAUUCGGGCACCCCAAAUAGCCCUGCGACCAUACUUACGCCUUCCUCUUUUGUAGCGUGCUUGGGUGUGAAUCCAGUGGGUACACGCACAGCAUUCAAUCUGUAACCGUCCACUGACACAAUGCUCCUUGUAUUCAUGGUCGCAAGUGUGUUGGUGUUGACCAAAGCGCUUCGCUCGAUGGCGGACAACUGGGAACAUUCACUCGUUGUCACCACGAAAUCAGCCCCAUAGACGGGCAGCCCCUGGACAAGCUCUCGGACACGGUGUCGUUCUACAAGACAGGUAGAGCCGUCGUUGGAUUUCACUUGGUUGACUUGACGGGCAGAAAAAGAAUUAGUCUGGCCUCCUGCAAAGAGUCCCCUACUCUCCAAGGUUGGAACAUCUUCAUCUGACAAGCUCACGUGACGUGACAUAUCAGGCAUUAUUCCCGUGCACUGUUGGCGUCCUUCUCUCCCUGAUGACUGCCGUACUCCCUCCACUGGCCCCAGGUUCAAGAGCAGGAGGGUUGCAACAAAGCAUGCAAGGCGGAAAUGGUUGAAUAAAUCGUUCAUAGUGAAGUCCAAUCCUGAGAGAAGUCAGAGCCCUUAGAAAGCAAAAGUUGAGACUUGUUUUGAGUUGAGAGGGCGGUGAGCUCUGACUUUGAUGCGUUCGCCAGCCCUCGAAGCACCAUCGAUCAUGGAUGAGAGGUGCGAGGUGGGAUCAACCGAUGGUUUCAACGCAGAGCUUUAAUGAGUAAUUACACCCGGAGAGAACAUCGUCCGGCGCCCAGGACCGUAAAUAGAAGCACUUUUAAUUAAGUACCAAGAGGUACGGCUGUAAACAAAUCUAAUCACGCACACUUGCUCUAAAAAUUUUGCAUGAGUCAUGUUUAAUCGGGACCCACACAAAGUCAUUCAUCUCCCGAUGACUGCCAGGCCAACAGGUAGAUAGUGGUAGUAUCUUCGCGUAGAAAAUACCAGCAAACCUGGGCUUGACAACAAGCAAGAUCCAUGCUUCUUCUUCUCUUGUUUACAAGAACAUAUCGCGGUUCCCAUAUCACUUGUUCUUUGUUGUUUUCAUAGCUUCCCCCCACACUUCGAGACAGCGUCUCCUGCCAUUAUCCGCAGAAGCCAAGUUACCAAAAAGCACUUUCACCAUGGCGGAUCUUAUGUUUUCAAUGGGCCAGACCAAGGGCAAGAAAAAGACUGCCAAGAAGGUCAAGGACACCAAAGAUUCCUUGAAGGAUGUUGUCAUCACUGACACAGUCGAGACUAACAUUCGCGCUGAUCAACACAACCGUGAGAUUCAAUCCAAGGAAACUGCUCGCAACCAAAUCAAGGAGAACAUGAAUGUCACUGUCACCGAGACAGUGGAAGGUGAUAUUCGUAAGGAUCAACACAACCGUGAGAUCCAGUCCAAGGAAACUGCUCGAAACCAAAUCAAGGAGAACAUGAAUGUCACAGUUACUGAGACGGUUGAAGGCGACAUCCGCAAGGAUCAACACAACCGCGAAAUCAAGUCCAAGGAGACUGCUCGCAACCAGAUCAAGGAGAACACCAACUUUGAUAUGGCUCGUUCCCUCUUUGGAGGUGGUGGCGAAGAGGAAGAAGAAGAGGAGGAGGAAGAGUAA